UCCAAGGAAAGCCAGCUGCCAUGCUGGGAGCUGCCCAGUGGAGAAGCCCACAUGGCAAGGAACUGAGGGAGGCGUCCAGCCGGUAGCCAGCAAGGAACUGAAUCGCUGAGUCCCAUAACCCCUGAGCAACCACAUCCUGCUAGUAACCAUGUGAGUGACUUGGGGAGCAGUUCCUCCCCCAAGUUGAACCCAGAGACGACUACAGCAUUAUGAGAGACUCUGAACCAGAGGACUGGGCUAAGCUGCAGAUUCCAGACCCACGGACACGAGAGACUCCUAAGGGAACCUGUGAGAAGUCAGUGAAGAUUGCCAUUGACACAGGGUACCGGCACAUUGACGGGGCCUACAUCUAUCAGAAUGAGCAUGAAGUAGGGGAGGCCAUCAGGGAGAAGAUAGCAGAAGGAAAGGUGCGGAGGGAGGAUAUUUUCUACUGUGGAAAGCUGUGGGCUACAAGGCAUGACCCUGAGAUGGUCCGUCCAACCCUGGAGAAGACGCUUAACAUCCUCCAGCUAGAUUAUGUGGAUCUUUACAUCAUUGAAAUACCCAUGGCUUUAAAGCCUGGAGAUGAUAUCUAUCCUAAAGAUGAGAAUGGCAAAUGGUUAUAUCACAAGUCAAAUCUGUGUGCCACUUGGGAGGCUUUGGAAGCUUGCAAAGAUGCUGGCUUGGUGAAAUCCCUUGGAGUAUCCAAUUUUAACCGCAGGCAGCUGGAACUCAUCUUGAACAAACCAGGACUCAAACAUAAGCCAGUCAGCAACCAGGUUGAGUGCCAUCCGUAUUUUACCCAGCCCAAACUCUUGAAAUUUUGCCAACAACAUGACAUUGUCAUUAUCGCAUAUAGCCCCUUGGGGACCUCAAGGAAUCCAAGCUGGGUGAAUGUAUCAUCCCCACCUUUGUUAAAGGAUGAACUUCUAAACUCAUUGGGGAAAAAAUACAAGAAGACAGCAGCUCAAGUUGUUUUGCGUUUCAACAUCCAGAGAGGAGUGGUUGUUAUUCCUAAAAGCUUUAACCCUGAAAGGAUCAAAGAAAACUUUCAAAUCUUCGACUUUUCUCUCACUGAAGAAGAAAUGAAGGCCAUCGAGGCCUUGAAUAAAAAUGUCCGCUUCGUGGAGAUGCUCAUGUGGUGUGAUCAUCCCGAAUACCCAUUUCAUGAGGAAUACUGACUUCAGAGUGCCCUUGAAUGGAUUUUUCCCUCCCAUGCAUACCAGAACCUUAGAUGUAGAAAUGAAAAAGUUUUACUAUCCUUAA
Leopardus geoffroyi (Geoffroy's cat) is the source of this 1245-nucleotide messenger RNA. RefSeq names its product aldo-keto reductase family 1 member D1 (gene AKR1D1). Lineage: Eukaryota; Metazoa; Chordata; Mammalia; Carnivora; Felidae. The transcript is spliced from 9 exons. Gene Ontology annotation, biological process: bile acid biosynthetic process. The record is from RefSeq and is a predicted model, not a curated record. Gene Ontology annotation, molecular function: steroid dehydrogenase activity; Delta4-3-oxosteroid 5beta-reductase activity; aldose reductase (NADPH) activity. Bases 210 to 1160 code for a protein of 316 amino acids. Gene Ontology annotation, cellular component: cytosol.